This is a messenger RNA of Prorocentrum cordatum, 246 nucleotides long. NCBI's taxonomy places the organism in Eukaryota, Dinophyceae, Prorocentrales, Prorocentraceae. The record is from the annotation of a GenBank genome assembly.
AUGCCGGCGGCCAAGAACGAGGAGGAGCUGCCCCUGGCGGGCAGCGAGAAGCCGGCGCACGAGAGGGCCGCGGACGACCUUGUCAACGAAGCCUUCAUGAAGGCCGCCGCCAUGUCGGCAAUCGCGGGCGUGCGCAUAGGCCACGGCGGGCCCUUCGGGGCCUCGAUCGUGCGCGACGGCGUCCUCAUUGCGUGCGCGCCCCGUCCAAUCCCCCCACCGACGUUUCCCCUUGCCUUUGGAACCUGA